Molecule: messenger RNA, 879 nt
Organism: Rubroshorea leprosula
Lineage: Eukaryota; Viridiplantae; Streptophyta; Magnoliopsida; Malvales; Dipterocarpaceae
Source: the annotation of a GenBank genome assembly
GUUGUGAUCUUUUUCACGAGUGAAAUUGCUCAAGUCAAAGUAGUUUGAGACAGGGGUAUUGGAAGGCAGUAAUAAUUCGGUUUGAGGUUGUCUUUCGGAACCGUGUCUGUAUCAGCUUUUGUAGAUUUUGCUGAAACCGCAUUUUUGAUUGAUUUCCCGAUGUACAUGAAAGACCAAAUUUUGCUUGAUAUUUGGAUCAUUGAAUUGCAGUCCAUAUCAUUCGACUGUUAUAAUCAUGGGCAGUUUUUCAAGGCAAGAUAAGAGACUAGUUUUGUUGUAUAUGAUACAAAUGGGAUGUCAAUUAACGUUUGCAAAUAAAUGAAUAUGCAUGAAGGUAACUAACAAACCACCCAGAUGACGUGACAGGAAAAGCAUACCAGCACCAACGCUCAGAAAAACAUCAAUACUUUACUUUCAUGGAAAAAGAGAAUUCGUACCAUAUAAACGGUGUUAUUGUGAUAAAAGUUAACCAACCAUGUGACAAUUCUAUUCUUGAAUCACCUUGCGGGCGAAGGAACGAACCUACACACUGGAGAGUUGAUUAAAUGUUGAAUUUACUUUCUAGACAAGUUCACUACUUAGAACCUGCUCUCAAGUAAGGCUGAAGACAAACUUUCGAUGUGGGGAAGGCAAUCAGUAGCUGGAACCCUGCUUAACAACAAUGCCCCAUUAACAUUCAUAUACAGAAGCCCGACAAACCAAGCAGCUGAUGUCUCCAGACUGAUCAGUCCAGCCAAAUAUGUGUUAGCUCAAGUAAACACAUGCACUAGUUCCCUGCUUCUUUGGCAACGUCUUUGUCAUCAUCUUUGGCUGCAUCUAGGGCACUCUCUGUUACUAAAGCUGUCUCCUGAUUCUUGGCAAUAUACAGAAAACUGUUUU